UAAUUGUCAAAGACAUUCAAUAUUUUAUUCUUUUCACUUUCACCUUGAGCUAAUAAUUUGUUACGAGAAAUCAUUUAUCAGUCGCACUUUUCACUGUGCGUCUUUAACCGUCGGCGUCUAUUAAAUAUUUAUGAAUAUUUUACACGUGAAAAUAACAUUUGAAAUGUUCAAUUGUCCUUGAAGUGGCCAUUAACAUCUAAAAUACAUUUGUUAUCCAGUGUUUCGCAUACCAGAUGUCCGCUAAUGGCCCCCUGAACACACUUCUGUCUCGGUACCUUUUAGACGCCAUCCAAGACACCCCAUUGCGAAAGUACCCGGCGAACAACACACCUUGCCUCGUGUCUAGUUUUUCUGUAGUGUAAGGUAUUGGCAGUGCACAUUUAUAAUCUCAGGCACAAAAUGAUCAAUCGAUCCUACAUUCCAAUUAUCCCAAACCGUGAUCCCUUUACUGUUCUACUCCGUUGUAAUGAAUGACAGGAUUACCUGAGAAAAUCCCAUAACAUGACUACACAUACGCCUUGAUCGUCCCUCGCUCAUUGUCAGGGCCGUGUCCUAAUAGCAUUCUGCGUUGUAUGAGAGACACUUGGACUAUCUGCCUGCACCUAAAUAUCUAUCUUAGGAGUAGGAAAACUACAUUUUGUACCCGGAUGAAAGGUGUAGAAGUAGUGUUCUCUUCCCUGGACGCCACGAAUACUACUAACACUUCCGUCACAUGUACCGACUACGCGAGCGGGAUAGACGUUAUACACAUUGUAUAUUCAAGCAUUAAGGGUAUAUCGUCGUGUUACACGCGAGAUGACAGGUGGACGUUCCGCUCCUUGAUUGCUUCUAAUACUACGACCGUACCUGUGCGAUAGGGGCGCUUCGCUCCAACGCCCCUACACUAAACCAUACUACUCGAAUUACGGCUUCAGUUAUCAGCUCAACAGUUAACGAAAUUUAAAAACAUGGAGCAGACGUGUACGAUACAAGUGUGUGUUUACUUUCUCUGCAGUGUGGUGUGUGCUGAUCCCCUGGACGUGUUUGUGGGAUUUAUGUCGGAGGGUCGGGAGGUAUGAGGCAUCGCCAUGACAAUGCUGUGGACCCUCCAUCUCUGCAUGUGGCUUUCCUGUUCAUUUCUGCUGAUAACGCUAACUCAAGGGUCCCAAUACCGGGUUUCAGUUCCCGAGGAUUAUGUCGCCUUCAUGGGGGAUCUCACCAUAACCUACACCGUCCCCAUCAAUGUGUCCAUGCCCAACGCCUUCAUACGGGUACUUGCCCACACCAACAAAGGACGACGGGAGAUCACCACCAUCAAACUCUUCGUAGGACAGGCCACAGGAAUUGGUCGUGUCACGUGCGGUUUGAUAGAGGCUGCCGGUCGCCAUCUUCUAGAAAUGUUUAUGUAUCUAGACGGACCGUUAUUGACUUCAAAGGAAUUUACCGUGAAGUGGCCGGAUUUCCAUUUAUACCUUCCCAAAAGACAUGUCGCUCAGACAACGGAAGUGAAACUUCGGUACACCUCGGAAGCUAGGUGUGCGCCUCUGCUACAGCGGUAUUCUUUCCAGAUAGAUUUAGAAUACAAGCCGGAAAGUCAAUUCGACCCCUCGUAUUAUGACACGGCGCCAAGAGUUCUCUAUUCGGAACCGGUAAUGGAUAUAUCCCAGGCGAUUACAAAUAUAACAUACUCCUGUGAUAAUUUUGAUUUCAAAGGCAGCUACAGGGCUAUAUUACGCAACAGUUACAACAAAAACUUGACCAUUGCUAAGAGCAACGUUAUGGACGUCCAAUGGAGUGACGUAUAUGACGUUCGGAUAUCCUCCUCUAGUGUUCAUCCAUGUCAAGGUCACCUAAUAGUGCUGUAUGAACACCCGCAAUGUUCAGGUAUGCAGGAUAAAAUACGAAUGUACGUUUUACGCCGUGACAUAUCCGGGUCACUAGCGGCCCCCCUGAAGCGGGUCUAUGUGACGGAAAGACGCGCUCAUCCCGAUCAGACCUACGUUGUGUUCAAGUGUGAUUUGUUUCCGAUGGACGUCACAGCGGUCGGUUUCUGCUUCGUCUAUGUCAGCACAUCAAAUACUAACCUCGUUAUGGAGCAGCACAGCUCCUGUGUAUCCGCCCACGAGGGAGCAGAUGGCGGUUGGAGUGAGUGGGGCGCGUGGAGCACGUGUUCAGUGACGUGUGCCAUGGGGAAGAGAAGCCGGUACAGGUCCUGUAGCAGCCCCGCCCCGGCGUAUGGAGGGCAGUUCUGUAAUGACUAUCCCGUCCAGUUCGAACCCUGCUUCUCUCCAUGUCCUGACGCCAUACCGCAUACGCCAUUACACACUCCCACGUAUUACCAGGAGUGCGCAUGCGGCUGUGAAAUCAAGAAGCCACAAGGGGAUGUAAUCGGGACAGGACGAUGUGACGGACUGUCGCUGUGGCUGCUGACUGUAGCAGAGGACCAAAACAUCAAACUCAAUUUUCAGUUUUUAAAAUUAUAUGAGGACAAACAAUGGAUUAAAAUCCGAGAUGGUGAUAGUGUAGACUCAAAUUUAUUGGCUGUCAGCUUCGGUGGCGUCAUAGUGACGCAAGUGAAGUCAUCAUCUAAUAAAAUGUUGAUCGAGUUUAUGAGCAAGACUGAUAUUAAUCUCAACACUACUUCAGGUGACUAUCAUUCGUCGAUUAGAACAAAUUCAUCAUCAUCUACCAGAUUAUACCAGCUUAAACCCACCAGGAAAAUCCACGUCCAUGGCUUCAUAGCCAAUUUCAGCUCCAUACCUCGAAACUACACAACGGUGUUGACUGCCGUCCCGAUCCAGACUUUGCUGCCAGAGAGCAGCAUAUGGAAAAGCACUGUGACCAUUGUGGGGAUUUCCUUGUGUGCUGUCAUCGUUUUGGUGGCAGUGGUUGUCGCCUUUUACCAUAAGUGUAUCCGCAAGAGAGGGCACAAAUAUUCAAUGGCAGGAACAAUCGACAGCCCCACCCACAUGGCAAAAAGUACAAGUAUGCAUAGUACGCCUAGUCAUCAUAGUGCAUUAAGUGGCAUUGAAAUAGAUUAUGAUAUGGAGCGCCCUCUUACGGGACAAAGUAAGCAAAAAUCAAGAGCUUCAUCGAUAUCAAGCAUACGCAGCAAUGGAAGAAGUAGCAGUAACAGAAAACGUUUGAAAAGUAAAUCUGAUCUUGAUUCUACGGGGGGUAGUCCUAAACCCCCGUCUAAGCAUUACUCGCCUCUCCCAAGUCCUCUUGUACAGGCAGCAAAGACAGAAGAAGGAGAUGAGAAAAAUAGUCUAUUUAAUACUAGUCCAUUAUUAGGCCGUCGGCCAAGAUCACCUAAAGUACAUCCUUCAUCAAAAUUUAAACAUAAUCGAGACAUAAAAAGUCCAUUGUCUCCGCCAUUGACAAAACACGAAAUGUUAAAGAGAAAACGUUUUGACAGCGAGCAGAGUCAGGAUAAGACUCCCACAAACGGGGUCAUGGAGAAGCCCCGGGGGACGGACAGCUUAAAUGCCACGCCCCUCUCAACAGGAUCCGCGACUCCUACAACCAAAGUGCUUUGUGCUGAAGUACAUCCCGUCCAGCGGGAAGUUGCUCAGUUCACCCGGCUGGAGUUCAUGGACAAACUUGAGCAAGAGGAAGUCCGAAAACCUGGUUCAGGAACGUCUGACGAUUCACAGACUCCGGACAAUUUGUGCAAGGAACAAACGACUUCUUUUAUAAACAAACCCGAUUUUAUGAGAAGAAACCCCGACAACUCAAAGGAAAAACCUCGCCGACCCACCUCAUUGACGGAAAGUUAUAGCAUGAACGCGUUCUUGCCGCUUAACGGCUCUGAUAAGAAAAGCACAGGAAGUAAUACCUCUCAAAAGAUUGUGGCUCCUAUCGAUAGACACAACGAUUUACCCAAACCGGAUGGACAAAGUCCGAAAACUCCGCGAGAAAUAUGUUCUAAAACUUCCACUCCGAAAAGUUUUCGGAGUUCUAAAAGUAGACUGACAUUGUCUCCAUCUCGAAGCGUCACAACGCCCUCUGACGGCAAUCUCGAGAUGGAGUAUGAUGACUUUAUAGACUAUGAUGACACUUAUUCGUAUUUUGAUCCAAUAGAGACGGAAAAGCUCCAAUGGCGAGGCAAGGAAAAACUCAGUAAGAUUGUUAACGCUGAUGAUGAUUGACCACGUAAUUUUGAUGAAAUCCGCAGAAGACAUAAGCGCAUGUCUCUUAGGUAAUCGUUUGUGCUAUAUGGAAGUUUUCACAUACUUUCAUUUCGUCCGUGUAUGUGCGCCAAGAACGCUGUAUAGAGCUUAGCGGGUGAUGACGUUCGUGACUAUAAGACGUCAUUAAGAUUACUGGAUACGCUUUAGUUUGUCACGAUUGUGUAGGGCGUCACAAAAGCUCUAUAAUCGAAAACAAUACGUGUUUGCGCAAUGUUUCAGUUCAAGCGAAGAAGCCAACAUAUUUAUUCAACAGACCAGAAAGGGUCUUUGGUGUUGUACAUACAUAUAUAAUCAAUUCCGACUGUACUGGUGCCAUGGAUACCGGACACAACAGUUGUCAUGUGCAUAUGUUUCUACCCAACACCGUCCAGAAACCAUCAUACAUAUCGCGUGUUAAUACAAGAGAUGUUUUGGCAGCUCGGACCAUAUUUCGUGGAAUAUAUCACAACCAGGAGUUAGGAAUUCAACAAAGCCGAGUGCCUGUUAUAUGGUUGUGAGUUAAUUUGCAUAUAAUGAUCUCGGUGUCCAUCAAUCGCAUCUUCCCAAAGAUUAUUUUUUUUCUCGUCAAAUUCCUGUCCAGGGGUGUGGGUGUGGGUGUGGGUGUGGGGGGUCUUCAUCUCCGAAAUAUAGUAUUUUCACUUUCAGUGCAUGACACAUUAAUACCAUAUGAAGACACAUUUUAGUUUGGAUAAAUACGUAUGAACAUUUGCAUUCAAAUGCAUCAGAAUGUAGCUUCGCGCACAAGUAACUUGCCAUAGUUCCGGUUUUUUUGUGGAAGCGAUUUGUUCGGUACCUCCGUCCUGUGUGGUUUAUAAACUACACGUUUUACUCCUUCAAAUUGUUAAAUUGCCAUUGGCUUAAUUGUUUCUUUUUUAAAGGUCAUAUAUUUAAGUCUAAGUUACACGACUUCCUCCUAAAUUAACGAUUUAAUUUAUUUUUUUAUUAUCUGGGAAAAUUCAUACUGUACAAUGGAGCUUAUACAGAGGGGAGAUAACUCUCAUGUUUCACUGCGACUGCGAUAUUUAUUAGAGUAGAAACUCAUUACUUCAAUUUAAAUACACUCGAAUCUCAGUAGUCAGAACACUUUGUUACGGCACGAUUUCUCACCCUCACCCGAUUUGAGUGAGAAAUCGUGCUAAAAUUGUUUCGUUCGCA
Messenger RNA from Mizuhopecten yessoensis (Yesso scallop), 5327 nucleotides. RefSeq lists its product as uncharacterized. Gene Ontology annotation, cellular component: cell periphery. The record is from RefSeq and is a predicted model, not a curated record. Lineage: Eukaryota; Metazoa; Mollusca; Bivalvia; Pectinida; Pectinidae. The coding region runs from base 1068 to 4130 and encodes 1020 amino acids. The transcript has 5 exons.